UGUACAAUGUAGCACUGGUGUUAGUUAGACAGACAGGCAUUCUAUUGUGCAAUAUCUGCCAAUUGGCCACAUAAACCAAAAUUGGAGGAUGAAAAAUUGCUAGCCUGAUCCAGUCUUGGACCUUUGGUAUAAAACAGUUUUUUGCUCUAAAAAUUUCCCUACUUCCAGAGAAGAAUCCAGGUUUCACUUUCAUUUAUUCAGAAAAGACACAGGUAUUUCUCACAGCCGUAUCACCAAUAAACUUUGACACUACUCACUCAAUAAGAAGGAGAAAAUGGACGAGGACACUUGGAAAGAAAUAUUUGAAAAUGAAAUGCAAGACGGAGGAAUCCUUGAUCUGUGGGACUUUUCUGUAGAAGAAAACUUCCAGGCACAGAAGGGCUGGCUUCAAUAUACAUUGUGCUGCUUUGCCAGGUUUUACUGCUCAAUUUGCGGCCGCAAUUGGGCAUCUUCAAAAGUGCAUCUUUUAUUCCACAUGAAGCUGAAAAUGUCUAUUGGGCAGGUGAAGAUGCAAAUCUUCAGGCAAAAGUGCAAAGUAUGUAACUAUGGCGAGUACGAGGAACCCAUCAUCUUAGUAGAGAAUGCUGAGAUAGCUAUAAAGUGCUUGGUUACCAGGAUAUGUCAGAAAUUUUACAAACUCCCCAUAGAAGACUUUCCAAAGACCUUUGUGAAAGAUGGAUUUCAAAAUGGCCCACAUGAUCGGAAUAAUUGUGAAGCCUGCUCAAAGGGAAUUUGCAACUACGUAAAAAUCCAAGAAAAUAAGGCACAGCAGCGAGCAUUCAGGAAUCGGGAAGCAUCAAGAUAUUCAAGGCAUGAAGUUAGGCCACUCGUAAACAAUAGAAGUGUGCCACAGCACGAGCCACAAUCAAAUUGUUGCUGUAUAAUAUUGUAAAGAGAAUGAAAUAAAUUAGCGUUUGUCUGUGUGAUUACAGUUCAAUUGUGAAAUUAUCAUUUAAAUUCAAUUUUUGCAAGAUUUUAUAGACCUUCCUUAAAGUGAUGGAUUCGCAUUGAUUAACAUCAUCUUAUUGAGGGCACUGACUAGUCAGAAUCACUGUGGUCUGUCCUGUAAGUGCUGAAAAAGAAGAGGGGAGAACAGCAGGGAUUUUAAAUCCCUGAUUGGCUGCAGUGACUGUGGUAGCCCUGACAGCUCAGGAUCACUGGAGGUAAGUACUGCGGGGACUGAGGGGGUUGGUAGGUGUCCAGUGUUAGUUGACCUUUACAUUUUUUCUGCAAAGGUGAACUAACCCUUUAAAGAGACACUGA
Messenger RNA from Rana temporaria (common frog), 1263 nucleotides. Its product is annotated as receptor-transporting protein 3-like. The transcript is spliced from 2 exons. Gene Ontology annotation, biological process: protein insertion into membrane; protein targeting to membrane; detection of chemical stimulus involved in sensory perception of bitter taste. The record is from RefSeq and is a predicted model, not a curated record. The coding region runs from base 275 to 892 and encodes 205 amino acids. Lineage: Eukaryota; Metazoa; Chordata; Amphibia; Anura; Ranidae. Gene Ontology annotation, molecular function: olfactory receptor binding.